Schistosoma turkestanicum is the source of this 3227-nucleotide messenger RNA. The record is from the annotation of a GenBank genome assembly. Lineage: Eukaryota; Metazoa; Platyhelminthes; Trematoda; Strigeidida; Schistosomatidae.
AUGACUUCUGAUUCAUUAAGAAGGAAUCCACUAAGUGAAAAACAACAUCAAAUUAUUGCAGAUGUCGUUUGCCGUGGACUGAAAUUUGACGAUGUACAUUAUACCACUUUUGAGAAUUCAUCAAACAAAGAAAGUUCUCCUAAUUCUACUGAUACACAGAAAGAUCGCUGUACAACCGAUUCAAUUUAUCCUCUUACCAACAGUGUUACUUGUGCAAUGCAAUCAACAUCACCAGCUAGAUCAAUAUUUUUACCUGUAAACCAAACUAAUUCGAAUAUGUCAAAUAUCUAUGGUGGAGGUUUUCGUUACCAUGUUCGUCGACCUGUGGAAUCAUGGAAAUUUUUCGAGACAAAUAAAAGUGAUGGCUCCAAAGUCUAUCUGUGUAGAUUAUGUGGUUCUAGCUAUAAACACAAAAAAUCACUAAAUAAACACUGGAAAGAUAAGCACUUUACAGAAUUGAGUAAUGCUGAGGGAAAUUUUCAAGGUGAUGGAGAAUUGGAUGAAGCUGAUGAUGGAGAUGGAGAUGAUUCUGAAGGUGAUGGAAAGCCAUUGAAUAGUAGUUAUAAUACUCCGCUUUCAUCCAUUGAGAAUAAGCCGAAUAAUGCUUAUUUGGAGGGAGGAGAGAAUUAUGCAUAUAAGAGUCCUGGUUCAAUGGGUCAAAGAUAUAGUAUGAUGAUUGAGAAUACUGAGAACUGUCCACCGGACCCAAGUCACUUAAUGCUUCGGAGGACGCCAAAUGAAAAAAAUGGAAAUGAUUUGAAAAGUGAGAACGUUGUUAGUAGGUCUAAUACGAUUGCUGAGGUGCACAAAUCUGGUCGUCUGUCGGUACCAGGAGAUUAUCCAAAUCGGUUUCCUGUUGGUCGUAAGCGUUUGUCGGUUGUACCUUGUUCUUCUCCAGUGGUUCAACCAAAGAUGCUCAGUCGAGUUUCUGAAUUUGGAGUGAAACGUGUUCGAUCACCUGACACUGAUUAUAUAAAUAUGAAUAGCAAACGAAGACACAGUGUGCUUUCACGUGGGAGAGCUGAUUCUACUAUUGAUGUGAAAGAGAAAAUUUCUGAAUCGUCAUGUUUUUCAAACAGAAACACUCCAGAUGAUGAGAUGGCAUCGAGUUGUACGACAAGUCGGUUAGGCUUGAAUUCUGUAGAUCAACAUGCGAGUGAAAUUACUUCAGACGAAAUGGAACCGCUUGACUUAUCAGUUGUGAAGCUAAUGGCGACUGAAACUGACUGUGGACGACAGUUAAACGAGUUUGAUUUUAGCCCUAGUAGCACAGUAGAUGUGGUCAAAACCGAUGUUGGCACUAUGAGUAAUUCAGAGAAGAUAGAACAGGAAAAAUUAGUAUCGGUAACGUCGAAUGCCACUUUAUUGGAGAAUAGUGGUAAGAACAGGAAGAGAGAAAGUCGUGUUAGUCGUACUUUGUUGAUUGGGUUGUUGCAAACAGCACUGAGUACUUUGGAGAAUGAAGUUGACGACAAGUUGGGUGAAUCAUUCGAAUCUAGCUUUGAGUUAUCUGCUACAUCAGCUAGUCUGCUUUUAGCUGUUGGUAGUUUGUUGGUUACUUUAUCUGAGAAGAGGUCGGGUAUGUGUUCUGUUGUUGCUCCGGUCGAAGCAUAUGUGAGUAAGAAUAAUGUGGAUGAAGUAACUAAUGGCAAAUCAAAUUCAGGUUGUGAUGGUACUGGUAUGUUGACAACAGGUAGUGAAAAGUUGGUCGUUAGUUCUGGGAAUUGUUUUCAAGUAUCUUCCAGUGAGGUGUUUCCUCGUCAUGUUGAUGAUCAUUCGCAUUCGCAAGAUGAUUGUACUUCUAGAUCGCUAGAAAUGCGGAGGUUUGGUGGGAAGGAGGAAGAUAGUUGUGUGGAUCGUGUCGUAGAAUGCAGGAAGGAUAGGGGAUCACUUUCUGCAUAUGAUUAUGGUAUUAAUGAGAAUGAGAUUUCAUUUGAAGCUCUGGAUAAUAGUUCAUCAAUAACAGGUAUCGAAGGCAUGAAGAAGUGUGAUGGGUUGGAACCAGUGAUCAUUUGUCCUGUAUGUAAAUUUGGUGCGCGUUGGUUCAGUGAAUUGCGUGCUCACAUGGUGAAUCAUUCUGAGCAUCGAAUGUUCGGUUGUUGUUAUUGUCAUUAUCGAGCUAAGUGGAAGUGGGAUGUUGCGAAACACAUGCGCCGAUGCCCAUUGGGUCGUCACGUUUCUCAUUUACAGAAUGAGGCAUUAUUGCGUAUAGUCAGAUACUAUCCACCUCCAGAGGAUGAUAUUUUGUAUAGUUACUUUCCGCAGAAUGGUUUUCCAGGUGUUGGAGUUGAUCAUCCUCCAACACCACCGAUAAAUUCAGGGAAGCGUAGUGGUUAUGAACGAGUUCAUGUAUACGAUUGUGAAGGUAAAGAUUGUUCAUUAGUUCCGAGUCGUUUGUAUUGUGAGAGUGAGGGGAGAGGUGUGGUUAAGGAGUUAUUUUGUGAGAAGAGACUGGAAAAUGGGAAUGGUGGAGUGUCAACUUCGGUAUCCGAUGCUAACAAUGUACAUCAUUGUUAUGCGCUGGAAGAAAGUGAGGUUAAAGUUGUUGGUGACUGUGAAGAAAAUGAAUCUGGUGGUUUACUAAUAGUAGACGAAGAUGGUGAGAAUGUUGAGAAGAUUUCGGAAGUGAGUAGUGAUGCAGUAAGUAUAGAUGGGGCGAGAGAGCGUGUUUGUUCUACGGGUGACCGAUGUAGUCGACAAAACGACGAUGAGGAUAUUAAUAAAUCAGAUCUCAUCUGUCGAGUACGUAAAUGUCCAUUAUGUGAAUUUCAUUCAACAGAUACAAUUGAAUUCCAGACUCAUUGGAAUUCACACUGCCCAUAUACGAAUGAAACAGUGAACCCUACCAAGAGUUGACGUUACGUAGAAGAAUUAUUCAUCGGGAAACUCUCUUUUCUUUAUUUCAUUUAAUUGAAGUCUACAGUUCAGAUGUAUAUACAAAUAUUGUUGUUAAUUUAAUUGCUUUUCUGGUAUUUUUAUGUGGAUUAGAAGUCAUUGAAUCAUUCACAUUUCCAUGUAUAGUUUUGAUUUCCUGUAGUUUAUAUACAUACUUUUCAUGAAAAUCUGUAAUUUCAUUAUAGUAUUUUGAUUUUUUGUUUGUACACUUACUGAACUAUCGAAAAAUUAUUGCAAAUAGGGCUUAUUUUUCACUUUUUACAAUUAACAUUUGUGAAACUCUUCAUUUUGAAUCAUGUUUUUGAUUAAUGGUUGUUUAUUUACUUGUCUUU